UUCAUAUUAAAUUUAACCUCAUCGAUCAGCGAGGUCGAGUUGUCUCUCUUUACUAUCUUUAUUAACUUCAAAAAUAUCUUAUUUCAUGACAACAAACAAGAAAAUAAACCAACUUGGAAAGCAACUAGAACAAUUAGCACUCGAAGCAAGAGAAUUAUAUCUAGACAAGGCUGUACGAGUACUCGACAAACCACCAACACCACUUGUAUUUUAUCGGGAAUAUGUCUCGCCAAACAAACCAGUCCUCAUUCAAGGUGCCGUAGACCACUGGCCAGCUAUAUCAAGAUGGAAUCAUGACUAUCUUAGGAAUAUUAUCGGUGAUUUGGAAGUGACAGUUGCUGUAACACCCAAUGGCUAUGCUGAUGCUGUAACUGAUGGCAAGUUUGUCAUGCCACAUGAGAAGAUGAUGAAAGUUAAAGACUUUUUGAAGGUCAUAGAAAAUCCUGAUGAUUUUAAAGAUGUUUACUACAUACAGAAACAGAGUUCUAACCUUACUGACGAGUUUGCUACUUUAUUAAAGGAUGUGGAUAGUGAUAUUUCGUGGGGAACUGAAGCAUUUGGAAAGGAACCAGAUGCUGUAAACUUUUGGAUGGGGGACAGCAGAGCUAUUACUUCCAUGCACAAAGACCAUUAUGAAAAUCUUUACUGUGUUGUAAAAGGAUGGAAGAAGUUUAUCUUGAUACCACCAAGUGAUUUAUCAUUUGUUCCUUAUGAAUUGUAUGAUCCUGCAGUGUAUGUACAGAAUGAUGAUGGUUCAUUUACUAUAAAGCCAACUGAUUCCAGUGACAAGGUUCCUUGGGUAGCCAUUGACCCAUUAAACCCAGAUCUAGCCUUAUAUCCAGAAUAUCAAAAAGCCAGUCCAAUAGAAGUUACUGUUAAUGAAGGAGAAAUGUUAUAUCUGCCGUCAUUAUGGUUUCAUCAUGUCCAACAGUCACAUGGUUGUGUGGCAGUAAACUAUUGGUAUGAUAUGGAGUUUGAUAUAAAAUACAACUAUUAUAACUUUGUGAAGAAUGUGACUCAGAUUAUCAAGUGACAGAUAAUUUGUGCUGAGUUGUAUUAACCUUUUGAAAUGCACAAUCAGUAUUUAGCCUUUUGUGUGUAAGGCAGCUUGAUUGAAAAUGUCUUGUGAAUGAUCAAUUGAGGUGGACUCAUAACUUCUUGAAUAUUAAAUAUAUAAUUAUAGGUUUCAUAACAAGUGACAAUUAGAUAUUAAUUUCAAUAUAAAAGUGAAUGAGCCCUUGAGGUUGUUAUUACUAUUUGAGUAAAAUACAGAGCAUUCAUAUCAAGUGAUAUCCAAUUCUCAAGUGUUUUUAAACCUAUUUCUCUUGUUGUUAAAAUUCUCUUUGUGUAAAAUAAAAAGUCUGCAACUGGUUGAUCUAUUGUUUUGCACCCAGUAUGAUGUUAUAUUCCAGUUCCAGCCUCAAACUUUAACAUCAGACAUUUUAAAACUUUUGUACGCUUCAGAAAGUAAUAAAAUUUUCAGGUAAAAA
Mytilus californianus (California mussel) is the source of this 1490-nucleotide messenger RNA. RefSeq names its product bifunctional peptidase and (3S)-lysyl hydroxylase Jmjd7-like. Bases 86 to 1033 code for a protein of 315 amino acids. Lineage: Eukaryota; Metazoa; Mollusca; Bivalvia; Mytilida; Mytilidae. The record is from RefSeq and is a predicted model, not a curated record. The transcript is spliced from 8 exons. Gene Ontology annotation, molecular function: 2-oxoglutarate-dependent dioxygenase activity.